AUGGCUAAAACAAAAAAUCCGAAAUUAAUUGCAAGUAUCAUUGCCGAAGGUGGUCCAAUGGAUAUGAUUUGUAUUCAAGCAAUGGCACAUAUCUAUGGCAAACCGAUUCGAAUAAAUAAUGUUAAUGGUCAAAGCCAUCCGAAUUUAAUUUUUCCACAAGGAAAAACUAUCGAUGAUAUUCAUAAUGAAAAUUGUAUUUCAAUUGAUUUUAUUCCUGGUGAUGGAGAAGAUACAUUCGGUCAUUUUGUUGCAUCAGGACAGACAAAUGAAAAUCAAAUUGAUCAAAACGAUAACAAUUGUUUGAUACAUGCUAUUACAAAAGCAGCAGAAACUAAUCAAGAUUCUAUUAAUAUAAAUAGUAUUCGAUUAAAGAUUGUUCAAACUAUUGAAAAGGAUAUUUACAUACGAAAUAUAGUUGAAAAUGGUUAUCAUCGUUAUUACAUAUCACAAAGUGUUUUUGGUGGAAAUGGUAACAAAAGCCAUCAUAAAAUUAUGAUGAGUAAUAUAGAGAAAAAAUUAAGUAAUUAUCAUAUAACAUUAUCACCAAAUCACAAUUUAGGUGAUCAGCCUACUCAUGUAUUAAAUGAUUUUGCAGAAAAAAUUGAUCUCUUGCAAAAUCUUAUUAAGAAAAAUAAUUUGCAAUAUAAAUUAAAUGAAACAUUGUCGGGUGCAGUUAAACCAUCAGCUAACUCUAUACCAGCACUUUAA
This is a messenger RNA of Didymodactylos carnosus, 708 nucleotides long. The record is from the annotation of a GenBank genome assembly. NCBI's taxonomy places the organism in Eukaryota, Metazoa, Rotifera, Eurotatoria, Philodinida, Philodinidae.